Molecule: messenger RNA, 3089 nt
Organism: Coregonus clupeaformis (lake whitefish)
Lineage: Eukaryota; Metazoa; Chordata; Actinopteri; Salmoniformes; Salmonidae
Product: zinc finger protein 536-like
Exons: 6
Coding region: 489-3089 (866 amino acids)
Biological process (GO): regulation of DNA-templated transcription
Cellular component (GO): nucleus
Molecular function (GO): DNA-binding transcription factor activity, RNA polymerase II-specific; RNA polymerase II cis-regulatory region sequence-specific DNA binding
Source: RefSeq, a predicted model, not a curated record
AUCCCCUCCUUCCCACAGAAAUUAAACUAUAAGCUCAUAUGCUUCCAUACUUCAUUUCGAAAGCAUGCGUCAAUAGUUGAAGGAUGUUGAAGGAGAUCUGAUUUGAUUGUUACCCUUUAGCGCAGUAUCACGGAAAAGUCAGACACAGUUUAUCACUCGUCACUGACUGAACUCAAGCUGUACUUCGAGUCCAAUACGCACUGGAGUCUUACACCCUCCGAUCUGAAUGCCCAGAGUUCUCCUCUCUCAGGCUCCAAGGGGACAGGAGGAGGAGCAGGUGGAUAUCUCUAUUAUGUGUCUUGGUGUCUCCAACUCCCCUCUCUGAGGAAAAGGUGUCAAGGGUCGCUAUACCAUCAACCACAAGCAGAACCUUCUGAAGGACUCUGGGACAUCCAAUCCCUGACCUCCACACUGUAACAGUGCACACAUCCCUGAGUAUAGAAACCCACCACGCCAUUGGACUAGGACAGUCACACUGAAGGGGCCAGAUGGCACUGCUAGCCAAUCAGCUGAUGGAUUCAGCCAAGGUUCUAAAUGGCAUCAAUGGGAGGGUGGACCACCUCCCACAGUUCCUGAGGGUCCAGAACCAGGGUCACAUGACCCAGGUCAACGCCACCCAGGAAGACACGCACAAGAACAGGAAGUAUCCGUGCCCACUGUGUGGCAAGCGCUUCCGCUUCAACAGCAUCUUGUCGCUGCACAUGCGCACGCACACGGGCGAGAAGCCCUUUAAGUGCCCUUACUGUGACCACAGGGCAGCGCAGAAGGGCAACCUCAAGAUCCACCUGCGCACUCACAAGCAGGGCAACCUUGGGAAAGGCCGUGGAUGGAUCAGAGAGGAGAACAGGCUGCUCCACGAGCUGGAGGAGAGGGCCAUCCUGAGGGACAGGCACAUCAGGGGAGGUAUAGGUGGUCUGACCCAGCCACCACCACCCCACAUCCCCCAUCCCCAGCUCCAGCAGCCCCAGCUUGCCUCUACCACCACCCAGCUCCCCUUGACUUGCACAGGCCCUGGCCCUGUGGAGACCCUUUCACUGCCGUCCGCCUCCCCCAAGAUGACCACCACAGGCCAGGAGGAUCACACCCAGGCUCAACCUUCCACAGGCUUCCGCUGCUCCUUCUGCAAAGGAAAGUUCAGGAAGCAGGAGGAGCUGGAGCGCCACAUCCGGAUCCUCCACAAGCCAUACAAGUGCACCCUGUGUGAGUUCGCGGCCUCCCAGGAGGAUGAGCUCAUCAGCCACGUGGAGACGGCCCACAUCACCUCAGAGUCGGCCCAGAGUCAGAGUCCCGCGGUGGGCAGCGAUCGGGGCGUGAAGCCACCUGGUGGGAAGUUCCCCUGCAAGGUGUGUGGUCAGACCUUCAGCCAGGCCUGGUUCCUCAAGGGACACAUGCGGAAGCACAAGGACUCGUUCGAGCACUGCUGCCAGAUCUGCAGCCGGCGCUUUAAAGAACCCUGGUUCCUCAAGAACCACAUGAAGGUCCACCUCAACAAGCCGUCUGCUAACACCAAGCAGCUCCCUGCUGACCCUCAGGUAUCUGUUAGCAUGGCUAGAGUAGCCCAGGAUACCCACUACACAAACCUCUACUCCCAGUACAUCUCAAGCCUCCACAGCAGGUUCCUCUCCGCAGAGAGAGCGGGCCAGUCGGAGUUCCAGCAGAUCCUUGCCACAGCAGGUAUCGGGAUGAAGGUGAAGGAGAUGUUGGGUAGGAUGCUGGCACCAGGACACGAUUCAAUGACGGAGGGGGAUAAUAAUCCCUCUUUGUUGGGCUUGAAUCAUCUGGUGCCGCCCCUGAGCUCCAGCAGCAUGGAGUAUCAACUACAAGCUCCUGCCAAUGAGAGAAACAACCUAAAAAGCUACCCAGGCUGGCAGAUCAUGGCAUCAGGACUGGCUGUAGAUCAGGUGGACCUAUACACAGCUAAAGAACAGCAGCAGGCCUACCAGGCUGGGCGGAGGGUGUCACAUGAGCGACGGGCAUCUGUGCGCGACCCAGAGACCCAGGCUAUUAAUAGGACUAGUAGCCCAGGACUGAGCCAUGUCUUGGAGGAGAGCUCCAUAGGACCAGGCCUCUCUCAGACCGGCAGUACCCAUGAUAAUAGCAGCCUACUCUCCUCAGUCUCAGGUAAGGAGAAGUCCUACAGCUGUCUCUCCAGUGACUACACCAGCGCACAGUCAGCCUCUCUCAGUUACCAUCUGGAGGGCUUCCACCCCAACCAACACCCCAAGUGGAACCAGGACACCAGGGACAACAGAGCCACCUCAUCCCCACAGACCCCAAGCCCCAAGGACCGGAACCCUACUUCUGCCCUCUACAGUGGGGUGGAAGGCACUGAUGAGAACCGGAGAAACACAGGUACACUGCAAAUGGACAGGCCUCCCAACCUGCCCAACUCUUCCAACCUGAAUCUACACCGGGCCUAUGGAGGACCUCCAGCUAUUGAGGACAACAAUGUGAACCCACAGGGUCUUCAUCAAUCCAUACAGACCUUCAUCAAUGGCCUGACCAAUGGGCUGCAGGCACCCACUGGACAACACACAGCCCAGUCUGACACUGAUAGUGACCUGGAGAAGCCUAUAGAGCAGGAGGACCCACACACCUAUGACUCCUCAGCUCACAAUGGGGAUUGUACACUGGAGAGACCUGUGUUCAACAAAGAGAGGGAAGAAAUGGCACUCAACAAGUGGAGGAUGAUGAAGAGUAGCAGCAACGAAGCAGGGCUGAGUGAGGAGAUGACAGAGAUGAUGGUUGGCGGUUCCCAGGGGCCCAGUGAGGCCCCUCAGUGUACCCAGGAGAAGCAGGGCCAGUGGGGCAGGUCAGUCAUCCAGCCUCUCCUCUCUCCUCUGGAGCUGUUGAAGCCAGGGCAGACUCCUCACCACUACCUCCAUCACCACAGGAACCUCUCAAUCCUCCGGUCCUCCAGUGGCCAGAAUCACACGCUCCUCAAUGGCCAUGCAGCUAGCUUGAAUGGUGGAGGGGGAGGGCCCAUGGAGAGAGCAGAUACUUCAAAGCUCAGCGCUGUGUCAUCCGUCACCAUUCAGCUCCUCCCCUACAGCCCCGCCACUGUCAUCAUGGUUAUUAUCUCUGCCUGA